UCACGUGCUAGCGUACUUUAGUCUUGGCUUCUAAGGUCGUGCGUCGAAGCGUAGGCGCAUCAAAUCCGCUAUGUCAUUAUCACAAUUUGAUAGCCAUCAUGGAAGAACAGAUAACGCCAGGCGACACACAUCCUGUCGAUCUCUCGACAUUUAGCAUUACCGGCUCCUUGAAGACGCCGCACAAUGCACGACUCUACCAGGAGGUGCAGAAGCUUAAAUCACUCAUCAACGAACUCGUGGACUACCAAGCUGCGCAUCCACUCAACGAGCAAGCCUCCGUCGAGAGUGAGAAGCAAACGAAGAUUGAGAUCGAGAAGAAGGAGAAGUACAUCAGGGCACAACUAUCCGUCAUCAAGACUCUGUACCGACAAAGCGUACUGCGAGUGCGUGAAGAGAAAGCGAACACUGCCGACGUCAAGGCGGUCAACGAUGCGUUAAUCCUGGGGUUGCACAACCUGAAGUAUGAGGAGCAGUCAUUGCGGUCUGAGAUAUCUGCUGCAGAGAACUAUGACCACAAAUACAUGAAGCUACCACUCAUAUCCGUCGAAACGUACCUCGAAGAAUUUCCCGAGCAGAACGAUCUGUCAGAGCACGACCUCAUGACAGCACGCAUCGAGCAUGAACAUCAAGUCCGCCUAAAGCUGGAAGAAAGACGGCAAGAGAAGCUCAAGCAGAAGCAGAAACUCAUCGCAGAGGUGAAGAAGGGCAAAGACGACCUCACAAAACUGGAUACCAUGGUGGAGAAGUUCAUCGAGGCUGCGGAACCUAUCAAGAAGGUCCUUGCGACUGAGUAGCCAACCAUUCUACGACGUUAUGCAGAUUUUACUUUUCGGCGUUUGAUACCCUACACAGCGAACAAAAGCUCAAUUGACUGCUUUACCUCAUCCCAGGAUGUUCAUGUUCGGUUGUCCGAGUGCGUUUGCAAACACCAUCACACGUGAGGGAAAGGCUACUGCCGCUCGCAGGUUAUGGUAGAAAUACACUUGAUAGU
Molecule: messenger RNA, 991 nt
Organism: Boeremia exigua
Lineage: Eukaryota; Fungi; Ascomycota; Dothideomycetes; Pleosporales; Didymellaceae
Product: Fms-interacting protein-domain-containing protein
Exons: 2
Coding region: 99-794 (231 amino acids)
Biological process (GO): positive regulation of DNA-templated transcription, elongation; mRNA export from nucleus
Cellular component (GO): THO complex part of transcription export complex
Molecular function (GO): mRNA binding
Source: RefSeq, a predicted model, not a curated record